Molecule: messenger RNA, 848 nt
Organism: Lemur catta (Ring-tailed lemur)
Lineage: Eukaryota; Metazoa; Chordata; Mammalia; Primates; Lemuridae
Gene: MPC2
Product: mitochondrial pyruvate carrier 2
Exons: 5
Coding region: 300-683 (127 amino acids)
Biological process (GO): pyruvate import into mitochondria
Cellular component (GO): mitochondrial inner membrane
Molecular function (GO): pyruvate transmembrane transporter activity
Source: RefSeq, a predicted model, not a curated record
GGUGAGGCAACGUCUUUGGCACCUGUUGCCAUGACUCCUCCUCGGUCUCCCUUGCCGGAGGGCAGGAGGCUGGCUCGGGGCGGGCCUUCGCCGAGCCUCCGCCCUCUCAGCCUGCGCUGGGCGCGGGCUGCGCGGUGGUUCACUGAGGGGCAGUCGGAACCGCGGGAAGGGCACCCUGAGGGAGAGGGGGACGCCUGGCCCUGGGGCAGGGUAAGUGACUAGCUGCCCUUCGUUGUCAGCCAGGGCCGAGGACACAGCCACGCGCCCGCCGGUCUGCCCACGGUCUCUCGGCGGCGGAGAUGUCUGCUGCCAGCGCCCGAGGCCUGCGGGCCACCUACCACCGGCUCCUCGACAAAGUGGAGCUGAUGCUGCCUGAAAAACUGAGGCCGUUGUACAACCACCCUGCAGGCCCCAAAACAGUUUUUUUCUGGGCUCCAGUUAUGAAAUGGGGGUUGGUGUGUGCUGGAUUGGCUGACAUGGCCAGACCUGCAGAAAAACUCAGCACAGCUCAAUCUGCUGUUUUAAUGGCUACAGGGUUUAUUUGGUCAAGAUACUCACUUGUAAUUAUUCCAAAAAAUUGGAGUCUGUUUGCUGUUAAUUUCUUUGUGGGGACAGCAGGAGCCUCUCAGCUUUUUCGAAUUUGGAGAUAUAACCAAGAAUUAAAAGCUAAAGCAAACAAAUGAAAGAGUUCCUGAUGUGCUGAACACUCUAGAUGUGAACAUAACCACUGGGACCUAGUUUAUUGUUUGAUUCUGGAUAAGGCAAUGUUAACUAGGCUGACACUUGGAAGGCACAAAAAAAUCUAACUGUGCUUUUCAACAUAAAAAUAAAGCAAACUUUUAAUAACA